GCCCCUGUCACCCAGCAACGGUGUAAAUAAGCGUCCUCAGCCCGGAAGCCUCUGCUAACACUGAUUUCAAACAAGUUCCCAGCAAACCCGCCAGGACCAGCGCUGUCUGCGGCUUGGGAGCGCGUCUACGUCCUUAAACCACAGACCUGACGACAGCUGAUGGUCGCUGGCUGCCGAUGGGGCUGUUCGACAAGUUGGCAGGAUGGCUGGGCUUGAAGAAGGAGGUCAACGUUCUGUGUUUGGGUCUGGACAACAGUGGGAAAACCACCAUCAUCAACCAACUCAAGCCGUCUAAUGCUCAGGCUCAAGACAUCGUCCCAACCAUCGGUUUCAACAUAGAGAAGUUCAAGACAUCCAGUCUGUCCUUCACAGUGUUCGACAUGUCUGGUCAGGGCAGGUACCGAAACCUGUGGGAGCAUUACUACAAGGAGGGCCAGGCAAUCAUAUUUGUCAUUGACAGUGCUGAUAAGCUGCGGAUGGUUGUAGCCAGAGAAGAACUGGAGACAUUACUGAACCAUCCUGAUAUUAAGCACCGGAGAAUCCCCAUCCUGUUUUUUGCCAACAAGAUGGACGUCAGGGACGCGCUGUCUUCAGUGAAAGUGUCGCAGCUGCUGUGUUUAGAGAACAUCAAGGACAAACCCUGGCAUAUCUGUGAUACAAACGCUUUGAAGGGGGAAGGAUUGCAGGAGGGAGUGGACUGGUUACAAGAUCAGAUCAAAGCCAUGAAAACGUGAGGCGGAAGGAUGCAUUUGGAAGAGUGGAACUGUCUUAUAGAGUCUCACAAAACCACAUAUUUUCAAGGUAUUUCAGGGACAACGCCGGUCAAAGCUUCUUUUGUUUAUGGCAGGUUUUAUGUUGAAGCCCUGCAGUGAUGCAUCAUGUGGUCUGAACCUAAACGUAAGCUGCAGCCUAUUACAUGAAUCAUUUUCGUCUCUUUGUAGUUGAAAAGUUUCCUGUGUCUUCAACUUAAAUAUCUUUAUUUAUCUAUACAUCAUCUUAAGGAAUGUUGAAAUGAUCAUAACUCUUCAUCAUUUGCUGUGUUAGAAUUGUACAUAUAUGAGGAGUAGUGGUGAGUGGAAGCAGUGUAAAUAUAUAGUCACAAGAUGUUUUUUGAAAUAAGUGAGUGAUUAUUUAUAAGAUAGUGUUGAAUGUUUGCCUUAUUUACUGCUAAAGCAAAUAACUGCAAAUGAUUAGAAGAAAGAGUAAUGAUCCACAUCUGCAGGCUGCUUUGUUAUUGUGUUAUUGUAAUUCAUUGUCUUUUUUUUUUUUUAAUUGAUGUGGCUUGGAGGAAUGGAACUUUGUUUUGUUUUAAUACCCAACAAUUUCCUGAUGAGUCAGUUUGAAGUUGCUGUCUCGACUGUUGUGAGUUCAGAUUUAUGUAGUGUCACUCUGAACGUGGUGAGUCUGAGUCAUGUUUUUUGUUUUGUUUUUCUCACAAAAUUGUAUGGCCAUGUUUCAGUUAAUGGAUUCAUAGCAGCUAAACAAGCCAUUUUAAGAACAAAUGAAGAGAAUCUUUUACUUUGAAAGUAUUGACCACUAGCAGAUUAACAGGCUUUUAUUCUAGUAUUCAACUAAAAGACAGCUGGGAUUUCAUGCUCCUGAACUUCAUCGUGAACCGUUUCCUUGGUGAUGAUCUAAAGUCUGGAUUGGAUCGUAGCCAAACUCUGAAAAAAUGUUAAUGUUUUUAGAUUAUUAGCAAUGCAUUUGUUGAUUUUGACUUAUCAGACAUUUUCUUUGCCAUUUGUUUUAUGCUUCUUCAGUUUAAUAACAAAACACCAGCCUAUUGAGUUGUUGAGUUAAUGCUUGAACCGUAGACCGAUUCUUUUUUACUUUACUUGGAUGAGACACAAGAUGACAAAGAGACUUGUAGUUUGAACUCGCCAGUUAGUUUUCAUCAUGACGUAGUCUGAUCCGUUGACAUGUUGAAUUUCAGCUUUCAAGCGUGUUUGCUUAUUUCCAGUGACUGAAUAAUAAAUGUAAUCAUAAACAAAAAGAAAG
Messenger RNA from Synchiropus splendidus (mandarinfish), 1998 nucleotides. It is a transcript of the gene arl6, whose product is annotated as ADP-ribosylation factor-like 6. Gene Ontology annotation, molecular function: GTP binding; GTPase activity. Gene Ontology annotation, biological process: vesicle-mediated transport; cilium assembly; protein localization to cilium. Bases 177 to 734 code for a protein of 185 amino acids. The record is from RefSeq and is a predicted model, not a curated record. NCBI's taxonomy places the organism in Eukaryota, Metazoa, Chordata, Actinopteri, Syngnathiformes, Callionymidae. The transcript has 8 exons. Gene Ontology annotation, cellular component: axoneme; cytoplasm.